GCGGGGAUGGUCGUAGUUAGGGCUGGGGGAAGGAUGGAUCGACGACAUUGAGUUUCGAGCGACCCAACAGCACACAUGGCGGUCGAUUCUAGAACAGACUCUAUGAGUUGCUUGCAGUACUUCUCUUCCGGGUUGGUGAACGGGAUCGACCGAGGCCGAACGGAAGACACGGGGGACCAGGAAGGGUGCGACUUCUGGAACCCGUCUUCUCGUUGACAUGUUGGAAAAGGUAAGAAGACCGACGUGAUGAGAUGAAACAAGAAGCUGUACGUGAAGACGGGGUUGAUGCAGGCCAGUGGUUGGACCGGAUUUGACGAGAAGGAGGAUUUGCCCAGACCAAACGACAACCUACCAAUGCGCAAGACCACGGGUGGUCGUCGUUGGCCGCUUCUGUGUCAAUAUUUACCAGAGACUUACAGAAUCACAGACCAAGACUACCUAAUCAGGAUCAAGUCUAAGGCAGGUAAGCGUCGAGGAUCAGGUGACCGUCGUCGCAGAUCGUUCAUGCCAGUGCGGCUCCUCACCGAGUUCAAGCAUGAUGAUCUGUACGUCAGGAUGCUCACGAACAAGCAUUUUCUCCCCCGUACCCCCUUUGCAAGCGAGAAUGAUGGCUGAAGGUGGUUUAUACGGCCAGAAAGUGGCUGUAGCGUUUCGGAUGGAUUGAUUCUUUACCAAGGGGUUAAUUCAAGGUCCACGUGGAAGGUGUCGAAGAUGAAGCAUCACAAUUAGCCUGUAAUCAAUAGCAUGGGCGGAGAUCACUGGGUUGUUAUUUUCUACGACAACCGGAGGGUACGGAGUACCUGAAGUUGGGAGGGAAGGGUUUUUCCGAGUUGGCUGGUCUGUUCGCUCGACAAGUACUUUCCUCCACGGUGUCCGUCACGAGUCGGCACGAAGCGAGCAAUCAAGCACGGAGGGAGAACGACACAGGAGAAGGAAAGAAGAGGAUGGAAAGCUGAAGUUAAGUCAAGUCAAGUCGCCCGAUAAAAGAAGGAAACCGCAUGGCCUGGUCGACGGGCGUGGUGCCAUGUCAUGGGCAUGUCAAGCGGUCAAAACAAAGAUGUCUAGGUGGCAUGACGAGGCAUGUACAGUAGGUAUCCUCAGCCCAUGCAUGCCAGAGGUUGCUUUUCCUGAGCUUCUUUUCCUUGAGCAAAUCAGGUGUGCGGUGGAUGAAUUACCUGCGAGAUAGAUGACAUCUCAUGGUCAUGUCGUCGACGUCUUAAGGUUCAAAUUUUGUGACACUGACUACCGAGGUUCUUGGUGGCUGAAAUCUGGACGCCGUUGGGAGAAUGAUCAGGAACCAGGAUUGAAAUGAAUCAAGAUUGCGG
Exophiala mesophila is the source of this 1325-nucleotide messenger RNA. RefSeq lists its product as uncharacterized. The transcript has a single exon. NCBI's taxonomy places the organism in Eukaryota, Fungi, Ascomycota, Eurotiomycetes, Chaetothyriales, Herpotrichiellaceae. The record is from RefSeq and is a predicted model, not a curated record. Bases 286 to 615 code for a protein of 109 amino acids.